UCUUUCAACAUGGCUUCCCCCAGUUGGAGAUCUCUGGUGGUUAUUCUUCUUGUUGCAUACCCAGUUUUCACACUCGGUGAUACAUGCAUUGGAGCUUCUACGGACCAUAAGGUGUACACAACAACUGAUGCAACUAGUUCUACAGAGUCUGUAUUUCUCAUUGAGUUCACACUUGUCUGCAAAAACAAUGCCAAGAACUUGUUUUUGAAUGCGGAGAUCUCUGGCAAGCAGCUCCCUGUUUCUCGUUUUGGAGACAAUCAGUAUCAGGUAAGCUGGACUGAGGAACAUAAGAAUGCACCAUCUGGUAACUAUGAAGUGAGAUUCUAUGAUGAGGAAGGAUUUAGUGCUCUGAGGAAGGCCAUGAGAGCAGGGGAUGAUUCUGCCAAAGUCAAGCCAGCCUUCACAAUUAACGUGGCUCACAGGGGUGUGUCUCAUGGACCAGUUGUAGGCACCGAGAUGAUAGCAUCUGGCUUGGCACUCCUGCUAUGGUACUCUGCUUAUCGGGCUAAGAGCAGGAUUCAAGCAUAAUUUAGCAUCAAGCAUCAUCUUAUUUUCAUCAAAAUGUCAUAAGAUAAAUCAUGGAAAUAAUAUACAAAUAUUGUAGUAAAACUAGCCUCCCGAGGUGAUCCAUGGACAUUCUAU
This is a messenger RNA of Patiria miniata (bat star), 642 nucleotides long. RefSeq names its product translocon-associated protein subunit delta-like. Lineage: Eukaryota; Metazoa; Echinodermata; Asteroidea; Valvatida; Asterinidae. The record is from RefSeq and is a predicted model, not a curated record. Gene Ontology annotation, cellular component: endoplasmic reticulum; endomembrane system; membrane. The coding region runs from base 10 to 528 and encodes 172 amino acids. The transcript is spliced from 6 exons.